Messenger RNA from Oncorhynchus kisutch (coho salmon), 7151 nucleotides. It is a transcript of the gene cntn2, whose product is annotated as contactin 2. Gene Ontology annotation, biological process: brain development; cell-cell adhesion; axon guidance. The record is from RefSeq and is a predicted model, not a curated record. The transcript has 22 exons. The coding region runs from base 410 to 3529 and encodes 1039 amino acids. Gene Ontology annotation, cellular component: axon; plasma membrane. NCBI's taxonomy places the organism in Eukaryota, Metazoa, Chordata, Actinopteri, Salmoniformes, Salmonidae. Gene Ontology annotation, molecular function: cell-cell adhesion mediator activity.
AAGGGGGGAGACAGGAAACAGAGCGUGAGCGACGACAAAACGGAGAUAGAGAGGGAGAGAGGGGGGAAAGGGAGAGCGAGGUAGAGAGAGAGGGAGGGACAACAAAGAUCUGUCAGAUGAGGCUAGAGACGCUUCUAUUAUCUGAAAAUCCCGUGUGGUCUCCUUUAUUACAGGGCGUUCUGAGCGGGCUGCAUCAGUGUGUCUCUUGCGCAUGAUCAACCGUCUACACAUCCCUUCUGGCCGGAGUGAACCCACAUCUCAGCAUCUCUCCGCCAGCAGAGAGAAAUAAAUAAAAACGCUCGCUCUCCUCCGCUAAUUGAGGCACUGAUAAGCCACUUCCAAUUUCCUCCUGGUGUGGUGCAGAUCUGGUUCUGAUCCUGUUUGGUCCAGUUCUGAUCAGAGUGUGAGAAUGGGGCUUUUGCUGUUUCUGUUGAGCCUCAGCUCCUUAGCUCUGAGCUACGCUGUCGGCGGGGACGUGUGCAUAACGGGUCAUGACAGUGGACCAGUGUUUGAAGAGCAGCCUAGCAGUGUGGUCUACCCAGAGGGACUCAGUGAGGGCAAAGUCACUCUCAACUGCCAGGCUAGAGCCAGUCCUGCUGCUACGUACAGCUGGCGCGUCAAUGGUACAGACGUCCCUGUAGGUGACCCCCGGUACACACUGGUAGCCGGUAACCUGGUGAUCAGUGGUCCCCAGUUCGGCCGUGAUGGAGGCUCCUACCAGUGUCUGGCUAUCAACCGCUGUGGCACCAUACUCAGCCGGGCCGCCAACCUCAAAUUCGGUUACCUCAAUGACUUCCCUGGGGAAGGGAGGAGCCCACAGACGGCUUACGAGGGAGCAGGUGCCUUCCUAGCCUGCCAGCCCCCUGCCCACUACCCAGUUCUUUCCUACCGCUGGUUCGUUAGCGAGUUUCCUAGCUUCAUGAAGCCUGACGGGGGUCGGUGGUUCGUUUCCCAGGUAACAGGCAACUUGUACCUGGCCAAGGCGGAGCCUAACGAUACAGCAAGUUACUUCUGCUUCACCACCAUCAACAUGGACAUUAGCACCAAGAGUACAUUCAGCAAGGCUAACCAGCUCACCGUGCAGCCAGAUGCCAACGCCAGGAAGUCAGCUCCUGCUAUCACAGUGGGUUUCCCAGCAGAGACGUACGCCCUGACAGGACACACCACCCAGCUGGAAUGCUUCGCCUACGGAAAUCCUGUCCCAAAACUCCGUUGGAGGAAGGUGGAUGGUCUGUUGCCGUCUAAGGCCGGGGCUAGUGCAGAGGGACCCAUCCUCACACUGCCUGAGAUGACUUUCCAUGAAGAGGGGGUGUAUGAGUGUGAGGCCUACAACUCUGAGGGCCGCGACACACAACAAGGACGCAUCACUGUGCAAGCACAGCCAGAGUGGCUGCAAGUGAUGAGUGACUCUGAGGUGGAGAUCAGCUCUGAGCUGCACUGGACUUGUGUUGCAGCAGGCAAACCAAGACCCUCCAUACGCUGGCUACGCAAUGGACAGCCCCUCAGCACACAGGACCGGGUGGAGGUCAAUGGGGGUCGUCUGAAGGUCAUCAACCUGGCCCUGGAGGAUUCUGGGAUGUAUCAGUGUGUGGCUGAGAACAAACACGGCACCAUUUACUCCAACGCCGAGCUGAGGGUACAAGUCCAAGUCCCAGACUUCCGCUCCAACCCGGUGAGGAGGCUUGUCCCAGCAGCACGAGGGGGGCAAGUGAUGAUGGAGUGUCGGCCGCGAGCCGCCCCCAAACCCACCCUGUUCUGGAGCCGCGGUACUGAGCUCCUUACCAACAGCAGCAGGGUGACAGUGACUCCAGACGGGAUGCUGCGGAUCCACAACAUCAGCAGGGCCGAUGAGGGGAAGUAUACCUGCUUUGCUGAGAACUACCUGGGCAAGGCCAACAGCACUGGACACCUGUCUGUUAGAGAUGCUACUAAGAUCACCUUGGCUCCCUCUAACGCUGACAUCAACCAGGGGGAGAACGUCACGCUGCAGUGUCACGCUUCACAUGACCCCACCAUGGACCUCACCUUCACCUGGGCUCUCAACGGAGCUCUGCUGGACCUUGAGGACCCCGGCGGACCGUACCAUCGCGUGGAGGGGAAGGAGACCGUAGGUGACCUGUUGAUAGUGAGUGGUCAUCUGAGUCAGGCAGGAAUAUACAGCUGUACAGCUCAGACUGUGGUGGACAGCGCCUCAGCCUCCGCUAAACUGGUGGUCAGAGGUCCCCCGGGACCUCCAGGUGGUUUGGUGGUGAAGAACGUUGCCGCGACGUCGGUGGAGUUGCGUUGGAGUCGUGGCUAUGACAACCACAGCCCCAUCGGGAAGUAUGUUAUCAUGGGUCACUCUCCACUGUCUCCUGGUUGGAAGAGGAUGAGGACAGACCCAUCUAACAUUGAAGGCAAUGCUGAGUCGAUUCGUGUGGUUGGCCUGUUGCCAUGGAUGGACUACGAGUUCCAGGUCAUUGCCAGUAACAUCCUGGGCAGUGGAGAGCCUAGUAUGUCCUCUCACACUAUACGCACCCAGCAAGCAGCUCCCACAGUGGCCCCUAGUGGACUAGGUGGAGGAGGAGGAGACCGCAACGAACUCAUCAUCACCUGGACGCCCAUGGCCAGAGAGUACCAGAACGGAGAUGGCUUCGGCUACAUCCUGGCAUUCCGGAAGCAGAACUCUCCAACGUGGGUGGUGGAGCGUGUUUCCAACGUGGAGUCGUCUCGCUACGUUUAUUCCAACCAGAGCCUGUCUCCCUACUGCCUCUUUGAGGUGAAGAUCAAAGCCUACAACCGUAAAGGAGAGGGUCCCUUCAGCCAGAUCGCUGUGGUGCACUCUGCAGAAGAGGAGCCCACGGUGGCGCCCUCGAGGAUCAAUGCCACAGCUCUGACAGCAUUCGAGAUGCAGGUGUCGUGGGACCCCAUCCAACAUCUCAGCACCAACGGUAUCCUCCAAGGAUAUGAGAUCCGGUACUGGCGUCAGCAUGAGCGGGAGGCAUCUGCAGACCGUGUGCGUACAGCUGGGCUUGAGACCACGGCUCGCGUGGUGGGAUUGAGACCCAGCACCCGGUACCAUGUUACCGUAAUGGCCUACAACAGCGCUGGCACAGGACCAGCCUCACCCAGAACCACUGUCACUACCAGGAGACCACCUCCUAAUCGUCCCCCUGGCAAUGUGUCCUGGAAGACUGAUGGCUCAUGGGUAACUGUUAGGUGGGAUCAUGUCAAGACCCUAGACAAUGAAUCAGCCGUACUGGGUUACAAGGUCCUGUACAAGCACGAGGGCCAGUCUGCUCUGAAGGUUCUGGACAAGGGGAAGACGUCUGUGACCCUGCCCCUACCCAAAGACAAUGGCUACGUGGUCCUGGAGAUACGCUCUUGGGGGGAGGGGGGCGACGGAGCCGCACAAGAGACCAUCGUCUCCCGAGACUCAGGAACUGGAAUGAUGGUGCAGAACCAGGCGGGAUCCCCAUGGUCCAAUCAUGCUCCUCUCCUGCUCACCGCCACACUCUCCAUCACUCUCAUUGGCUUACUGGACCUGUGAUCUACAACAAUCCCUGGACAUUAUGUUUCAUGGUCUAUGCCGAUUGGUCAAAUUCACCUAUCUGGAGUUUUGUUGGGGUGGGGUUAAGGGAUGAAUUUGAAUAGGUGGGGAGGGAUGUGUGGGGUAAUAUUUUGAAGCAAGGGGGAUGGUGGGAGUUGUCAAAAUGACUAAUGGUUAUUUUAUUCUUUUUAUAAGAAAAUCAAAGAGGGUAAUUUUUUUAUGUGUGGGUCUAUGGGGUUCCAAGUGGGUCAGACUACCUGAUUGUCAGUUACAUUGGUGUCAUUAGAACCAUGCCUUAUGGGGAUAAGAGAGGCCUUUGUGCUUCACAGCAAUAGGUCACUCUCUCCAUGUCUCCUGGCUUUCCCUACUCUGCUAUAAACCCAAGGCUCACUGGCGUAUGUCACCCAAAUCAGCCUGUGUAUGUAGAGCAUCAUGUGUACAUACCAUUGAGAAUGAAAGAGGACUCUAGUGCCCAAAAGCAUGUUUUAGCAAGGGCUACGCAAUUGAGGACUUUCACCAUUCUGAAGUUGUCAAAUGGGUGGGACAUCCUAUGGGUUAAGGAAGGAUCACAUAAUUCCAUCCAGGUCCUCAGGAGGGAUCAGCCAAUGAAUUAUACUUGUGAUCAAACAUUCUGUAACUGCAGGAGGCAGUAAAUCGCCAACCUUCACUUUAUACCUGUUUAAGCAACACACUACCAGGUGGCAGUAAAUUGCCAACCUUCAUUUUAUACCUGUUUAAGCAACACACUACCAGGUGGCAGUAUGCACCCUUUCAUUUUUUUUUACCAACUCAUAGAAGUAGUAGUAGAAGAAAAUGUACUACUUCAAAAUGGAGAGGGUCUCAAUGGCGCUGCCCGUGCUCUCACAGAUGCCAUAAUGGGACAGGUAAAAUGAUGAGUCCUCUAUAAUUAUCUAUGGUACACACAUACGGAACAGUAGACAACAUCUCUGGUUCCCUCAGACACUGACCAACUCAAAUGUUUGUAUCUAGAAUAAGAUGAAGGGGGAUAAAACAGUGAUGUCAUAAAUGUCAUGAUUUUUGAGAAAGUCUACUUCAAAUGGAACUCACUGUAAAUAGAACGCUACCUUAGCCUACUGGUCUUUCUUAUGACACAGUCUCUGUUUAAAAUGGUCCUUUUUCUCUUUGGAUUGUCUGCCUGUGUAUUUGUUUGGUUGCUUUAUUAUUUGUUUGCGAUGGCAGCAUCCGGAUGAAUAACUUUAAUGGUCCAAAUGAAUGUUUACCUUUUUUAUUGUUUAUGUUUAGAUGAGAGAACUCACCUUGAUAAAGAGCUUCAUCAGUUCUUUCAACAGCAAAAAUACGAUGAAAGUGUGAUCACCAAAGUACAGAGUUAUCGUUAGUAUUAUUAUUAAUGCCACCAUUAUUCUGUCACCCUUUAUCCAUGAACUUUUAUGUAACAUGUCCUGUUGUUCAUUAACUGUUAAUCAUGCAACACACCUGCCAUAAAUACUGUCUGUCUGAGAAGGGUUCACGGCAAGGAUACGACAUCUAAGGAACAUACUGCAUAUGCUAGUUAAUCAUGAAGCCCCUGUGAUAUUGAUUUGGGUGUAAAGCAAAGAGAAUUCCCACAAGCUGUUUAGAUGUUCUCGAUGUUUCCAGAGUUACAAUAGCAACAUGUCAACCUUUCAUGCCCUGACCUUAGAGAUCCUUAUUUAUUCUCUAUGUUUGGUUAGGUAAGGGUGUGACUCGGGUGGGAAAAUCUAUGUUUCUAUUUCUUUGUUGUUUUUGCCAUGUGUGGUUCCCAAUCAGAGGCAGCUGUCUAUCGUUGUCUCUGAUUAGGGAUCAUAUACUGUGUAAGUUGUGAUUUUCCAUUUGGGUUUUGUGGGGUGUUAUUUUCUGUUUAGUGUCUGUGCCUGACGGAACUGUUCGCUUUCGCUUUUGAAUUUGUUAUUUUUGUUUGAGUGUCUCUUCAAAAAUAAACAUCAUGAACACUUUCCACGCUGCGCUUUGGUCCACUCUUCCUUCCACCGACGAGAGCCGUUACAGAACACCCCACCAAAGAAGGACCAAGCAGCGUGGCCAGGAGGACUGGACAUGGGAGGAAAUCCUGGAGGGACAGGGCCCUGGACACGGGCCGGGGAGUAUCGCCCUCCAAGGGAGCAGAUGGAGGCAGCGAGAGUGGAACGGCGACUAUACGAAGAGUUAGCUCAACGACGGAAACACGAGAGGCAGCCCCAAACGGGGAGAUUGGCGGAGGUAGGGUUUAGACCUGAGCCAACUCCCCGUGCUUACCGUGGGGAGUGUGUGACUGGUCAGGCACCGUGUUAUGCGGUGAUGCGCACAGUGUCUCCAGUGAGCAUUCACAGGUCGGUGCGCUAUGUGGGGUGCUGGCACAGAGCACCCCACAAAACCCAAAUGGAAAAUCACAACUUAUAUAUGAUCCCCAAUCAGAGACAACCAUAGACAGCUGCCUCUGAUUGGGAACCACACGCGGCAAAAACAACAAAGAAAUGGAAAACAUAGAUUUUCCCACCCGAGUCACACCCUGACCUAACCAAACAUAGAGAAUAAAUAAGGAUCUCUAAGGUCAGGGCAUGACAGUAACCUCCACAAAGGUGUGGACUCCGGCCGCAAACCUGAACCUAUAGGGGAGGGUCCGGGUGGGCAUCUACUCUCGGUGGGGGCUCCGGUCAGGGAUCCAGCCAGGACGGGUUGUGCCAGCUCUAUGCUCGAGACCUCCAGUGCGCCUCCAGGGCCAGUGUAUCCGGUGCCUGCUCCACGCACCAGGCUUCAAGUGCAUCUCCCCAGUCCGGUGAGACCUGUUCCGGUUCCAUGUACGAGGCCUCCAGUAUGUCUCCCCAGCCUGGUAAGCCCUGUGGCAGCUCCACGCACCAGGUUUCCAGUACGUCUCCUCAGUCCGGUAAGACUUGUUCCGGCUCCACGUACGAAGCCUCCAGUGAUGAUCCAUGGCCCGGUGCCAGUAGUGAUGAUCCAUGGCACGAAGCCUCCAGUGAUGAUCCAUGGCCCGGAGCCUCCAGUGAUGAUCCAUGGCCUGGAGCCUAUAGUGAUGAUCCAUGGCACAAAGCCUCCAGUGAUGAUCCAUGGCCCGGAGCCUGCUGUGAAAAUCCAGGGCACGGAGCCUCCAGCGACGGUCCCGAGCCUCCAGUAAAGGUCCCCAGUCCGGAGCCUCCAGCGACGGUCCCCAGUCAAGAGCUUGCAGCGACGAACUACGGUCCGGAGGUCCCGGCGACGAUCCCUGACCGGAGCCCCCACCGAGAGUAGAUGCCCACCCGGACCCUCCCCUAUAGGUUCAGGUUUGCGGCCGGAGUCCACACCUUUGUGGAGGUUACUGUCAUGCCCUGACCUUAGAGAUCCUUAUUUAUUCUCUAUGUUUGGUUAGGUCAGGGUGUGACUCGGGUGGGAAAAUCUAUGUUUUCCAUUUCUUUGUUGUUUUUUCCGCGUGUGGUUCCCAAUCAGAGGCAGCUGUCUAUGGUUGUCUCUGAUUGGGGAUCAUAUAUAAGUUGUGAUUUUCCAUUUGGGUUUUGUGGGGUGUUAUUUUCUGUUUAGUGUCUGUGCCUGACGGAACUGUUCGCUUUCGCUUUCAUUUUUGAAUUUAUUAUUUUUGUUUGAGUGUUUCUUGAAAAUAAACAUCAUGAACACUUUC